AUGGCCGAACUAAAUCGCUGUCAGGGACAUCAGAUGGUGUGGUUCUUGGUACCAACCAAGGUCUUGUGUAGCCAACAGUUGGAAUACCUAUCGCAAUAUAUGCCUGCAGUCAGUAUGAGAAUGCUGACGGGAGAUGAUGGAGUUGACUGUUGGCGUAAUCAAAGUAUUUGGGACAAUGCUCUGCAGGGAAUGAAAGUCAUUUUUUCGACUCAUGCCGUCCUUGCCGAUGCACUCACACACGGCUUUAUGUUACUGAAUCGACUGGCUUUGAUAGUAUUCGAUGAGGGAAACCGCAUCAUGCGCGAUUUCUAUCAUGUGGCUAGGCUAGAAAACUCGGCCCUUCCCAGCAUCCUUGGGCUUACAGCCUCAGUUGAUGCAGCCAAAAUCCCGGAGCUGGAACGAAACCUGGAUGCAACCUGUCGAGCCCCAUUAGUUGAACGCCACGAGCUGACAGAGUAUGUUCCUCAUCGUAGCCUCACAAAAAUCUACUACACCCAAAACUGCUAUGGCACGGUGAACUCGCCUUCUUAUCUAGACAUGCUGGAAGAGACAGUCAUAGAGCUACGUGAACACAGCAAACGCGAAGGUUAUAGCAUCCCUGGUGAACUCUUCAAGGUUCCUUCGAAGGCACGAGCUAUUCAACAUCAUUUAGGGGCAUGGGCUUUACGAUACUUCCUGACAAGGAUUCUUCAACAGUUUGCUCAGCACAUUACUAAAAUCGAGACUACCGCCUCUAAUCAGUCAUAUAAUCACAGAUUUACGGCUUUGAGAAGCGUGCUGGACAGUACUGUGGAAGGUGCUGUCGUCCACUUACAGUCGCCCAGCAGCAUCUCCGAUAAAGUGAAACGACUCCUCUACUUUUUGAAAGAAAGGAGCCACCCAGAUUUUUCGGGUGUCGUUUUCGUUCGAGAAAGGGUAACCGCUUAUGUUCUUUCGGCGCUGCUUGAUACCCACCCAUUGACUAAGAAAAUUUUUCGAUGCGCGCCCUGUGUGAGCUCUGUUAGGUCUGAGUCUUGGGCAAAAGAUGACAAUUUGUUUACUGAAAGGAAUGAGGACGUGAUUCUACAGUUCCGUAGCGGCCUGAAAAAUUUGAUUGUUGCGACCAGCGUGUUGGAAGAAGGUAUUGACCUUCCAGCGUGCCACGUUGUUAUUUCAUUUGACUUUCCGGACAAUAUAACAUCUUUCAUCCAGCGUCGAGGUCGAGCACGACAGGGCGUUUCGGAAUUUGCUGUGAUGGAAGCAAAAGAUGCUGAGUUCAUUUCCGCAUCUUCAAAACAGUAUAGCAAUCUUGAAAGGCAGAUGCAGGUUAUAUGCUUGGACCAUCAACGAAGCCGUCAGGAGCUAGAGACUGACGACAUCCAAUCGGACAAGCGUUUUCUACAACUACGACUACACACGGGUGCCCUGUUGACUAGCGAUAACGCCAUAUCCCAUCUGUAUCAUUUUUGCACAACUUUGCGAAGUGAAAAUCUUGGCGAAACCCAUCCCACGUUCUCAUACAAGAAGAAUUGUGAAGGCCUUACGCGAUCAACGGUUUAUCUACCGAGCGGGAUCGACCCUUCUUUGCGAAUUGUGGAUGGCCACUAUUGGUGGGGGGCAAAGCAGUCCGCCCGAAAAGAUGCUGCCUUUCAGGCUGUGCGUGCCUUGCAUGGUCAGAAGCUCAUAAAUGACCAUCUUCUCCCUUUGUUUUUGGACAAUCCAUGGACCAGUGAGAUUCAUGAAGGAAAUAUUGUCGCAGAGCUCCCCCAAGCGGAAAGUUUGAUCAACUUUUGGAAAUGCAUCCCGGGACUUUGGACAGAACGAAAGCUUUAUAAGUGCCGCAUCAACUUCUGCGCAAACGGGAUUGACCGACCAGAACUUGCAAUGGCGAUCUUCACCCCUAUCGAAUUAACGAUGAAUGACGAUUUGCAUCUUCAUUGGGAUAAUAAAACCACAUUCACUGUUAGCUUGCAACCUUUUAAUGUCGAAACUGCAAUUUCAACAUCCUCCAGACGCCUGAUGAGGAAGAUCACGACCGUACUCUUCCAAUCGACGCGCUCAAGUUCGGUACAAGAACAAUAUCCAGACUUUCUGCCCUUUUUUACCCCAGACCUUCCGUUGCACGAGUUAGAAGACUGGCUCAGCGUCAAUCAAGGAUCCGUCUCUAUCCGUGAAGGGCAAACUAAAAUUCCAAUUCUUGCCCCCUCCGGCUUUAUCCGCAGCCCUGGCCUUCAUUUUGCUCCCCAUAUUUUUGUGAGAUGGAUUCAAGGCCCAAAUCCGAAAGAUCUUUUGAUUGAAUGCCGAAGAUUUGGAAAGAGGAAAAACCUACUUGAGCGAGUGUCAUUAUCCCACCAAAAUUCACACGAAUCGGAUUCCUCCAGAACAACUCGUGUAGCGGCGACGAACUGCAUUCUUGACUUCCUGCCUUGGGAGCUGAGCCUAGCCAGCCUCGCGAUUCCACCGAUCUUACAGCUUCUGCAUCAACAUCUGAUGGCAAAUGAGAUACAAGUCAAGAUCUUCAAAGAUCUACCCACGAUUGACUCCAGUUAUGUCAGAGAAGCAAUCACCGCGCCUUCUUCUCAAUGGCCUAGCAAUUACCAACGAAUGGAAUUUUUUGGUGAUUCGAUCCUCAAAUUUGUUGUUGCCGUACAUGCCUUUUUGAAGUAUCCUUUAUGGCAUGAAGGUUAUCUAUCAAAGUUCAAGGACCAAAUCGUCUCGAAUGAGAGGCUGACGUGCGCAGCCGCAAGUGCACAUCUAGAAAGGUUUAUCUGUGCUGAUUUUAUCUCACAAAAGCAUCCAAUAUUUUCACCUGUUGUGGACGAACUUCAGAAUAGAACGCUUCCUAGAAAGGUUUUGGCGGACGUGGUCGAAGCCCUCACGGCGGCUGCCUACGAAUCUGGUGGAAUCUCGCUCGCCAGGCAUCUUCUUGGCAUUUUCCUCCCAGAACUUUCCAACACCUCAAGUUCCGAACCACAACGCACACGAAAACAAGACCUUACGUUUCCGGUCCACUUAGAAGGGAAGAUUGACCUGCUGCUUGGCUUCAAAUUCCGGGACCGGGCUCUGAUUUGGGAGGCACUCACACACCCAUCAUGGCAAAGAGACAGCACAACUGGCUCUUACCAGCGGCUCGAAUUUCUGGGAGAUGCGAUUCUUGACUUUUGUGUUUCGAAGAAUCUGUACAGUCGGUGUCCCAAGCUUGCUGAAGGUCGAAUGACGGAACUUCGAGCUGCUUUAGUCAACGCCGACUUCUUAGCCUUUCUUUGCAUGGAACUCACAUUGACCGAGCCAUGCUGUUUCAAGCCAAUUUCGACACCAGAAGGUUGCGAACCAAACAAUCUAUCGAAAACUAUUUCUUUGUGGAUGUUCAUGCGUCACGAUGCUCAAGACUUAAUCAAGAUCCAGGCUUCAUGCAGCGAGCGGUAUCAGUUACUCGGUGAUAGGAUCAAAGAGAAGUUGAAGCACGAUCUUUCAUAUCCCUGGGCCACGCUCGCUCAACUAGCACCACCCAAGUUCUACUCCGAUCUUAUCGAAAGCACUAUCGGAGCAAUUUUCAUAGAUAGUGGAGGUCGUAUAGACGCAUGCGAGCAGUUCUUGGAAAAAGUCAAUCUGAUAGCUUAUCUUGAGCGUUUUGUGGGUCAGGCGGUACUGUUAGGGCACCCCAAAAACGCUCUGGAUCGCAUUCUGGGCACCCGGAGGUCAGAUUUUCAUUUUGCGCAAACAGAUGAUGGACUUUACAACAUCACUGUCUGGUUAGAGGACGAGAAUAUUGCAUCCAUCAACAAUUGUUUUACAAAGAGCGAAGCACUUGUGAGAGGUGCUGAUGCGGCGCUGGCAUUCUUGUCACAUACCUGA
Molecule: messenger RNA, 3834 nt
Organism: Penicillium nucicola
Lineage: Eukaryota; Fungi; Ascomycota; Eurotiomycetes; Eurotiales; Aspergillaceae
Product: ATP-dependent helicase dcl2
Exons: 5
Coding region: 1-3834 (1277 amino acids)
Biological process (GO): siRNA processing
Cellular component (GO): nucleus; cytoplasm; RISC complex
Molecular function (GO): RNA binding; ATP binding; ribonuclease III activity
Source: RefSeq, a predicted model, not a curated record